This is a messenger RNA of Punica granatum (pomegranate), 1375 nucleotides long. NCBI's taxonomy places the organism in Eukaryota, Viridiplantae, Streptophyta, Magnoliopsida, Myrtales, Lythraceae. The record is from RefSeq and is a predicted model, not a curated record.
UUCCUCUCCCGCCAUAACCAUUUCUCCCUUUUCUCUCUCUCUCUCUCUCUCUCGCUCUCUCAUUUAUAACUACACUCGAGCCUUCAAAGCCUCUCUCCCUAACCCCAUACACAAGGCAGCUGUUUAACAGCAAUGGUUGUCCCCACCCCUGCCCCCCGGGCCAGGCCGGAGAAGAUCCAGGCUGUCGAGCUGCCCGUCAUUGACCUCUCCCGCCGGUACGAAGCUCCCGGACUCAUCGUGGCCGCGUGUGAGACGCACGGCUUCUUCAAGGUCAUCAACCACGGGGUGCCACAGGAGAUCAUCGCCCCGGUUGAGGAACAAAGCCUAAGGUUCUUCAACAAGCCCAGCUCUGAGAAGCUCAAGGCCGGCCCCAUGAAUCCUUUUGGGUACGGGUCCAAGAACAUCGGGUUCAACGGCGAUAUAGGGGAGGUGGAGUAUCUUCUCCUUGGCGCAAACCCUAAUCUCUUUGAUAUUUCUCAGCGGGCCAAGAACAUCUCCGACGACGAUCCAGCAAAAUUCAGUUAUGAAGUGAGUGAAUAUAUCACGGCUGUUAGAGACUUGGCAUGUGAUAUAUUAGAGAUGAUGGCCGAGGGGUUGUCAUUAGCUAACGCUUCGGCGUUCAGUGAGAUCAUCAGAGCUGUUGAUGGUGACUCCGUCCUCAGGCUCAACUACUACCCACGAACCGGCUGUGCAGGCGACCCUCGCUCCCCUGUGCUCUUUCGAAACAAGAGGAGAGAGGGAGUUAGUGCAGUGGGCUUCGGGGAACAUUCGGACCCUCAGAUGUUAACCGUACUUCGAUCCAAUGGCGUGGAUGGGCUCCAAAUCUCGUUGGAGGAUGGCGUGUGGAUCCCGGUUCCAUCUGACCCUUCUGCCUUUUGGGUCAAUGUAGGUGAUACCUUGCAGGCAAUGACGAACGGGAGGUUUAUGAGUGUGAGGCACCGGGCCGUGACGAACCCGCACGAAUCGAGGAUGUCGAUGGUGUACUUUGCGGCCCCUCCACUCCACGCCCAGAUCAUGAGCCCACCUGAGAUGGUCACACCGCAGAGGCCAGCCCUCUAUAGGCCUUUCACCUGGGCCGAGUACAAGAGCACAACCUACUCCCUUCGGCUUGGGGAUACUCGGCUCAACCUUUUCAAAACAGCCUAGUCUAAGGGCUCUCUUUCUAGGAUAAAUAGCGACAAGUACUGUUUUUAUCGUAUCGAAAGCGAUGUCUAUCACCGGUUGGGAAAUUUUGUUCGAAGCUAAUCACGUUUUUGGCUAACUUUUGUAAGCGGGUAAUUUGGUUUGGUUUAUGUGAUCAGUACUAAGACAGAACUCUUUUCUAUCAACAGACAUAUCUAACCUGAACAGUUCUAAUUUAUUGCUCUUUAAAUCC